Molecule: messenger RNA, 801 nt
Organism: Penicillium argentinense
Lineage: Eukaryota; Fungi; Ascomycota; Eurotiomycetes; Eurotiales; Aspergillaceae
Product: H(+)-transporting V1 sector ATPase subunit D
Exons: 8
Coding region: 1-801 (266 amino acids)
Biological process (GO): vacuolar acidification
Cellular component (GO): vacuolar proton-transporting V-type ATPase complex; fungal-type vacuole membrane
Molecular function (GO): proton-transporting ATPase activity, rotational mechanism
Source: RefSeq, a predicted model, not a curated record
AUGUCGGGUGCCGUGGGCCGAGAGCCAGUCUUCCCGACUCGCCAGUCGCUGGGGUUGAUGAAAGCGAAGCUGAAGGGGGCGGAAGUAGGCCACAGCUUGUUGAAACGAAAGAGUGAAGCCCUAACAAAGCGUUUCCGAGAAAUCACACGGCGCAUCGAUGAAGCCAAGCAAAAGAUGGGACGAGUGAUGCAAAUUGCGGCAUUCUCCCUGGCCGAAGUUAGCUACGCCGUCGGUGGUGACAUUGGCUAUCAGAUCCAGGAGUCAGCCAAGCAAGCUCGUUUCCGCGUACGAGCCAAGCAAGAGAACGUCUCCGGUGUCUUCCUUCCUCAGUUCGAGAGCUAUACGGAGGAAGGCGUUAACGACUUUGGGUUGACUGGUCUUGGAAAGGGUGGUCAGCAGAUCCAACGCUGUCGGGAAACAUACGCACGAGCCGUGGAGACUUUGGUGGAGUUGGCCAGUCUGCAGACUGCUUUCUUGAUCUUGGAUGAGGUUAUCAAGGUCGUCAACCGUCGAGUGAACGCGAUUGAGCAUGUUAUUAUUCCUCGGACGGAAAAUACAAUCAAAUACAUCAAUUCCGAACUUGAUGAACUCGAUCGAGAAGAAUUCUACCGCCUCAAGAAAGUUUCGAACAAGAAGCAGAGAGAUAAUGCAGCUGCAGAUGCUGAAAUUCUUGCCGCACGGCAAAAGGCCGCCGAGAAAGAAGCACAAAACGGCACUGCUGACACGUCGACGGUCACGAAUAAUGAGCCAGAAGCUACUGAUGUCUUGGGCGAGCAGGAAGACAAUGAUGUUAUCUUUUAA